AUGGGAACUACGGCAUUGAAUGGAGAUAGGUUGGUGCCAGAGUUAGAUUUUGGAAAGGUAGAAAUUCCAAAAAUUGUCAAAAGUGUUGCCCAAAACAAUGACAACAAAAGAGCUAUGGAAACAAGCUCCAAGCUAAGCACACUUCAUCAUGACCAUGACUAUGAAGUUGAACAGAAGCGUUUGUCAGACAAUGUUGGGCUAAAUUUUAAAAGAAAAUUGGAAUGUCAGGAGACACAUGAAACGCCGCCUGUGUCAACCGGUGCCAACGUAGAAAAUGAUUUUUUUUCGGUAUACCCAACAAAUGGUUAUUUAGAAGUGGAAAUGAACCCGUCCACUGUUGAUAAUAGGGAUGAUGUUCCAAAAACCCAGGAACCAUAUCAUAACAGUCACUCUUUUAGCCAUAGAAAGUCGAACUGGUUUUGCAAUCGAGGUUUUCCUAGCCCGUCAAAACGUAAUCUCCGCUCAAAAAAAUUAUUCAGAAAUGUUGAAAUCCAAAGUUAUACAGAAUUAUCUCCAUCUACCCCAGAAGACCCUUUUCAUGCAUCGUCCGGUGAAGAUUCUCUGUUUUGUCCCGGCAGUGACGAAGAAAGUUGUUCCGAUGACGAUGUGACUCCGAAAAAGCCUGGGAAGCUUGGUAGGAACAGGAACCCUAUUAGGGGUAAAAUAUCUACUGAAAAUAUCAAUGCGGUCGCAUCAACUGUGGAGUCUGAUAGAGCUGAAGAUAGCGAUUACGAUUUAAAUUUACCAAGUACUUCAAGAAGUACAAAUCUCGUUGCUACUAAUUCGCUGGAUAGAGUCGAAGAUAUCGAUCACGAUCUAAAUUUACCGCGUAAAUCAGGUUGUACAAAGCUCAUUGCUACUAAGGCGCCAUAUAAGAGAAAACCAGAUCAUUGCUAUUAUUGCGAAACUAAGGUUCUCAAUUUUAGUCGUCAUGUGUUAAGAAACCAUUCAAACGAAAAUGACGUAGCAAAAAUUUUAGCAAAACCAAUCAAAAGUAGAGAAAGAAAAAAGCUAUUCAAUCUCCUUAGAAGAAAGGGAAAUUUUUUGGCCGACGGAGGAGAUUGUUUCAAACCAGUUAGAGAGGGUUAUGUACCAGAAAGAGAUAAACUACCUUGUGACAAUUGCUUGGGGCACUUUUCAUCAAAGCUUUUAUACAGGCAUAAAAAAAAAUGUAAACAGGGGAAUGCAGGUGACUCUCAAAAUGUAAAACAGUUAAAAAUGUUUUAUAAUGGUAAAGUAGAUCGUCGACUAAAGGAGGAAGUGUUUCCCCAUAUGAGAGCGGACAAGUUAUCUUUGGAAGCUCAAAAGGAUCCACUUAUUUGCGAAUACGGAGCUAGAUACUUGAAAACACACCGAGAAAAACAUUUUAUUUACGUAACAUCUCGCAAAAUGAGAGAACUUUCCAAAAUCCUUUUGGAAAUGAGAAAACUGGAACCAUCUAUAACUACAUUUAUUUCAGCCUUGAAGCCAAACUAUUUCGACAUUUUUGUGGAAGCCACAAAACGUAUUGCCAAAUAUGAUUCUGAACAGGAUGUUUAUUUUUCACCAACUUUUGCCAUGAAUAUUGUAAGAUCUUUGAAACAGUGUUGCGACAUUGCAAUUACUUUUAUCUACACCAAAAAUGUUGCACACACUUUGUCUGCUGCAGGAAUAGAGGCGGACCUGAAAACCUUGAUUCGCCUUUUUGAAACUAAGUGGAGUUGUGAGGUAUCUUCACAAGCGGCCAACAACCUUAACCUCAACAAAUGGAAUAAAGUAACCAUUGUUCCUCUUGCUAGUGAUUUACGUUUAUUGAGGCAACAUCUCAUCAAAUUAGCUGGGGAGUCCUUGCAAGUCCUUAUCAAAGAAGUUGAAAGUGCAAAGGUCAUGCAAGUAGACGAUACCGAGCAUAAACUUAACAUGAAAAACCCUAAAACGAUUCAAGCAUUUAAUAUUCUAAUGGAAACUAUCUACUGUAGAGUCAUUUUAUUGAAUAGAAAACGUUCCGGAGAACUACAAAGAGUGUAUUUGCAUACAUACCUGAAUGCUUCAACGGAAACUCAAAAAUAUGAGGAAUUUGACAAUGCCGUCUCUCUAACAGAAAAAGUUCUUCUGAAAUCUUUAAAAAGGGUAGUUAUCCGAGGAAAGCGGGGCAGAGGAGUUCCCGUUUUAUUCCACUCUGACAUACAAGACCAUAUUAAAAAAGUAUUAGAAGUUAGAGACCAUUUCGUCCCAAAAAAUAACCCAUAUCUUUUUGCUAUGGCGAAUUCUGACUCACAUUUAAUAGGUUAUAAAGUUCUACCCAAACACGCUAAAUUAUGUGGUGCACAAAACCCAUCAUCAAUCACUUCAACCCGAUUGCGCAAACAUCUUGCAACCUUAUCGCAAUUAUUCAACUUAUCGGAUGGAGAAAUAGAACAGUUGGCUACGUUCAUGGGGCAUACAAGUGGUGUUCACAAAAACUCCUAUCGAUUACCUGAUGAUGUUUAUCAAACGGCGAAGAUAUCCAAGCUUUUGAUGGUGAUGGAGAAAGGCGGAGCAGAUCACUAUAAAGGAAAAUCUAUAGAUGAAAUCGAUAUUGACAUGGAAGAAAAUCUUCUAGGCGACAAAGAGUGUGAUGAUAAUAGUGAUGAUGAUGAGGAUGAAAAUCCUAUUAUAGAUGAGCUACUAGACACUUCUAAGCCGUCUACUAGUAGAUGCCAAGAUAUUGCUUCAUCAAAUGAAAUUGAUGAAGAGUCUGCUACAAUGAUCAAAAAGAGAAAGAAUCGUAAGUUAGUACCCUGGACAGAUGAACAAAAAACAGUCACCCUGGACUAUUUUAAGGAACACAUCGAACUUAAAAAGCCUCCAAAAAGACUCGAAUGUGAGGACUUGAAGUCAAAAUAUAAGCAAGUAUUAAGUAACAAAGAUUGGUUGAAAAUCAAGGUAUUUAUCCAAAAUGUCUAUACUAAAAAGAAAAAGUAG
Messenger RNA from Ceutorhynchus assimilis (cabbage seed weevil), 2943 nucleotides. The record is from the annotation of a GenBank genome assembly. Lineage: Eukaryota; Metazoa; Arthropoda; Insecta; Coleoptera; Curculionidae.